UGACAAAAGUCGCGUUGAAGUGAGGAUGUCAAUUUCUUCUCUAGAGUAGAAGAAUAAAAAUCUAUUUGUUUAUAAACACUUAUAUUUGUGGUAUAUUGUACAUGAACAUUAAAUGUGAAAGGUAUACAGUUAAUAUUUACAAGGAAUAAAUUGAUGUGUUGAUGUACCACGAACCGCGACAAUAAACGUUAAAAAAUUAAUGUGAUUGUAAAUGUUUUGAAAGACACAAGAUUUCUACUUUUUAAUUUCACAGUUGCAGGCGAUGAAAUGAAUUUUAUUGGAAGUAAAAUUUUUACUGCUUUUACACGGACCAAAUUUAUCUUAACCUUUUCUCAAUUUUACUAGUUGUUAUAUCAGAAAGAAUAAAGCAAUAUAGCGCAAUUGUAUCGUUUACUGCUCGCCUAAAAUUUCAGCAAACAAAAUAGAAACCAACGAGUGAUUUUUGAGUAUGUCAGCUUUUAUGGGCUACGGUACCGGGUAUGAACCGUUAUACUACCCGACUCAGGUAUCGAGAGCACCAUACGUACACGAGCCGUGGAAGCAUGGUACAGCACAUAUUGAAAAUGAAUAUGGUAGUCUACAAAAAGGACUGCAUGGUGAAGUUGGAUGCUCUCUACCUUAUUCGAAUGAAGUACAUAACGAGAUGACAGCCAAUCUAUAUCCAACGUCAGAAGAAAUUAAUGGAAAGGAGUUACAUAAAAUUCGAGAAAGAACUGAAUCACAGUGCGAUGGUCAUGAAAGCAAUGGCCCGAAAUACGCUUACGUUCAAAAUGAAACUGCGGAUUCCGUACCAACAGAGUAUUCUCCAGAUAAACACUAUGCUAACCAUUCAAUCGAAAGCGAUGCAAACCAGUCGGAACCUUCAGGGAUACCGUCAGAUUCUACAUACCAAGCUUAUCACCACGUUUCGGCACAGGAUCAGUAUGUAUGUCAUACGGACAGUGUUAAAUCCGAUAGUCGAGUAAACGACUAUCCUAGUUCUGAAAAUCGAAUCAAAAGCCCAAGUUACAAUGCUAUGAAAGUCGACAGAAACAGGACGUACACAGCAAUUUCAUCUGACGCCGGUACUUCAUAUCCAUUCGCCCUGCCUGAACAUACGGCGAGCUCUCCCUCCAACACGGAUACAACUUCUGCCCCUUCAGAAAGUUCCGCUUAUGCGAUGGGAGGUUUGAAUGGAACAACAGUACAGGUAUCUAAAGACGAUGGACAGCUGAUAGCUAGCAUACGCCAAAUCCCCAGUUAUCUAGAAAGCAACACCGGACACGGACACGAAUAUUAUGCAAUGAAACCUUCGGUUGACCAGAGCCAGAGAAAUUGUGUUCAGCCGUCAGAACAAAUUACAAAAUCUCCAGAAAAGCUGAUCGAUCAUCAACCUCAUUUUUCAGAACAGAUCGGAUCAAGAAUUUCGCCUGAAUCAUACUAUGAUAAUCAAACAAUAGGUCAUCAUUCUAGCGACUCAUCUUACUUGAAGCCAACGCACACGAAUGGAUAUAAUACAUUUGACAUGAGCCAGCAUUAUCCAGGAACAUUUGAUGUCCAUUCAUCCGGAUAUGCAAGCACUUCUCAUUAUUCCCAACGUUUUCCGUACACUUACCCAGGGACAGCAUUUCACCCCUCACUUCAGCCAAAGCCAUCCCUUCCUCACGCCCAUCAGCCUCGCCUUGCAGUUGAUUACAGUGGGUUUCCAACAGUGGCAGCCACUCCAGAUAUGAUUACUUUCGGGCAUACGCCAUCGUAUCCCCAUUCUAUGCCGUACGGUACUAUAUCUCCAUACCAUCAUCCACACCAUUUGAAUUCUCGCAAAAGGAGAAAGCCGUACACAAAAUUUCAACUCCAAGAGCUCGAAAAGGAAUUUUUGGCAAACGAAUUUAUCAGUCGAGAAUUAAGGUUACAAAUCGCAAAGCGUGUUUUCUUGAACGACAGACAAGUAAAAAUAUGGUUCCAAAAUCGAAGAAUGAAAAAGAAGAGAAUGAACUUGCGGGAAAAGAAUGCGCAAAAGAGAAGCAGUGAUAACAGUGAAGAUGAUGCAGAAUGAAUUCCCCUCUUAUCUGCAAAUCAUACGAAAGCAAAAUGCAGCACAGAAACGCCUGUGUGGUUUUGUAUCUUUGGAUCGUACCGCGCCGUUAAAAAGAACUGUCAUCGGGGCUGAUAUUGAAUCACACGGAACGAUUGCGAUACUUGGCCAAGAAUCUGAUCAGAAAAUUUGAACUGCUUUUGAUAAUAACGUCUAUUUUCAACCUCAAUUGCUACUUUACUCUAUAAUGGUUGUAAUUUUUUGUUAACUAUGUGUUAUUUUAACACAGAAUGAAAGCAGAAUGUAUAACCAUUUAUAGUUUAUGAUUUGUGCCAAACUAUUUGUAUUGAAAUUAAUUCAUUUCUGUAAUAUUUUUUUUCUAUUCAUAUUUCUCAGCAAUUUCCAUGGCCUUUCGUUAUACUACUAUUAUACAUACUUAUUUUUAUCACGUAUUUAUUGCCUUUUUUGUUUUACAUCUUCAAAACUAUGAAUAUUUUCAAAAAAAAAAAAC
Messenger RNA from Styela clava, 2525 nucleotides. RefSeq lists its product as uncharacterized. The record is from RefSeq and is a predicted model, not a curated record. Gene Ontology annotation, biological process: regulation of DNA-templated transcription. Lineage: Eukaryota; Metazoa; Chordata; Ascidiacea; Stolidobranchia; Styelidae. Gene Ontology annotation, molecular function: DNA binding; DNA-binding transcription factor activity, RNA polymerase II-specific.